This is a messenger RNA of Candoia aspera, 4314 nucleotides long. RefSeq names its product RAD23 homolog A, nucleotide excision repair protein (gene RAD23A). Gene Ontology annotation, cellular component: cytosol; nucleoplasm. The record is from RefSeq and is a predicted model, not a curated record. Gene Ontology annotation, molecular function: proteasome binding; polyubiquitin modification-dependent protein binding; damaged DNA binding. The coding region runs from base 72 to 1232 and encodes 386 amino acids. NCBI's taxonomy places the organism in Eukaryota, Metazoa, Chordata, Lepidosauria, Squamata, Candoiidae. The transcript has 9 exons. Gene Ontology annotation, biological process: nucleotide-excision repair; proteasome-mediated ubiquitin-dependent protein catabolic process.
ACGUGGGAAGGGUCUGGCUGGGAGCGGAAGCGGCGUGAAGUGCUCUUAAAAUGGCGGCGUCGUGAAGUUGCAUGUUGUGGGGGCCUCCGCUGAGUCCGUUGGGAGGAACUGCCAGUUUUCGCCGCUGCCUCCCUCCGCCGCCCCUCGCCAUGGCGGUGACCGUCACCCUGAAGACUCUGCAGCAGCAGACAUUCAAGAUCCGAAUGGAGCCCGACGAGACGGUCCGAGUACUUAAGGAGAAGAUUGAGGCUGAAAAGGGCAAGGAAGCUUUCCCCGUGUCAGGCCAGAAGCUUAUAUAUGCUGGCAAGAUCCUGAGUGAUGAUGUCCCCAUCAAGGAGUACAAGAUUGAUGAGAAGAACUUCGUAGUGGUGAUGGUCACCAAGAACAAAACAGGCUCAGGAGCUCCUGUUUCUUCACCCACUGACGCAGCACCCACCUCAGAACCCACACCAUCCUCUGGGCCUACAGCAGCUACCAUCUCACCCCUCCAAGCAACCCCAACAAGUGAGGAAAAGCCUCCUGAAGAGUCAGUGACUGUUUCCCCCCUGGAAUCUACAGUUGGCUCUGUUCCCUCUUCAGGUAGCAUGGGACGUGAAGAUGAUGCAGCUUCCACUUUAGUUACUGGCUCAGAAUAUGAGACAAUGCUGACUGAAAUCAUGUCAAUGGGCUAUGAGCGAGAGCGGGUAGUGGCAGCACUACGGGCGAGCUACAACAACCCGCACCGAGCUGUGGAAUACCUGCUGACGGGCAUACCGGGUAGUCCAGAACCUGAGACAGCUCCCAUCCAGGAGAGCCAGCCCCAAGACCAGUCUGCACCAGAAGGAGAGAACCCUCUGGAAUUUCUGCGAGAUCAGCCCCAGUUCCAGAAUAUGAGGCAGGUGAUACAGCAGAAUCCAGCCUUGCUUCCAGCUUUGCUCCAGCAGUUAGGCCAAGAGAACCCUCAGCUGCUCCAGCAAAUUAGUCAGCAUCAAGAGCAGUUCAUUCAGAUGCUCAAUGAACCUCUGGGUGAAAUGGCUGACAUCGCAGACAUCGAGGGAGAGAUGGGUGCUAUUGGGGAAGAAGCUCCCCAGAUGAACUACAUCCAAGUUACGCCUCAGGAAAAAGAAGCCAUAGAAAGGUUAAAGGCCCUGGGCUUUCCUGAGAGUCUGGUGAUCCAGGCAUAUUUUGCUUGUGAGAAGAAUGAAAAUCUGGCAGCCAACUUCCUGCUGAGUCAGAACUUUGAUGACGAGUGAUAAAGGAAAAGAGUUUUAUAUAAAAUUCUCUAUAUAAAUAUUCGUUUAUUUAAAGGGGCACUACUGGGGUUGGGAGGGGUGGUAUGAUUUAAGAAUGUCCCCAAUGAAUUGCUGGCUAGAGGAAAAUACUCUACCUUGGAAAUGGGGCAGUCGGGGAAAAAGCAGAACAAAUGGACCUUCUGUUCUCUUCUCAAAAACAAGGGCGGCAUUUGAGCCCAGCUGCAUCCCACAACAGUCCUUAGACUGGCAAGCAAGGUGUUCAGGGAAAGGUUGGCACAGCAGAUGGGUGCUGUUGGACCUUCUCCCAUCUCAGAUGAUUGCAUGUGUGCAAACAAAUUGCUCUUCUGUUUGCAAAUCUCACCCCUUCAUGCCAGUACACAGUGCUACAAUGCUGAAAUUUGUGCCCAUCCGUUAAUUCUGUUGCUGGUAUUCUCCCCUUCACUUUGCCUCAGUGUCAUUUUGAAACCAAUUCAUCCCCAUUCAAAAGGAUGGCUUGUGUUAGGUGAGUGACAUGCCUUCUGAUGGUCUGUUUGAUAUUUGUUCCUGUACUGGGGAAGCUGUGCCAGGCUGAUGGAAUUAUCUCAUAAUUUUGUGCACAAAAAUCACAUGUUUUUUUUCUAUCCUGUAUUUAUUUUUUGUCAUCACCCAGUAAGGCAACUGCCCAUCUUUUAUCUGCAGUUUCAUGACACUGCUCUUAAAAUCAUUCCCAAAGAAUAUUAGAACAGUUUUCCUAUACUCAUCCAACUUUAAACACUAGGGUUUUUUACUUUUUGAUUUUUUUUCUUUCUCUUUUUAAUGACAUCUCAGGUUUUUAGCCUGUUCUGCAGACACCUGGCUUUGAAGUCUAGCUCCUGGAGGUUGCCUGUGUAACAUCCAUUUUUAUCACCCAUCAUUUAACUUUAGGAAUUUGGAGCCUGCAAACCUUAAUAUAGUAGCAAAAAAAAAGUAGGAUUUUACAAACCCAAGUAAUAACUGAGUACCUUGAAGUAGCUUGAAACACAUGCUCUAAUUUUCUGUGUUGUGGGAAUUUUAAAGAAGUUUGUUUUUUCCUAGUAUUCUGAUUUUACUUGUUCAAAAUAUUUUUUAAUCUAAAGAUUUCUUUUCCUAAAAGAGAAUCCAUUAAUAGUUGGGGAUACAAAACUAAUACAAAGUAGUUCUGUAUUAGAUAUUUGAUAGGCUUUACUUUAUUAGUUUUGGAAAAUGACUGAAUUGACAUUUUCCUAAACAUUUUAAUAGGAAAACAUGCAAAGAAAGAUCCUGUUUUGAAUUACAUCUUUCAAACUGGAGCUGAACUUACUUCUGAUGAAAAAUCCAUGGUAUCUAGGGAAAUUGGCUUUAACACAUAGAUGGAUAGGUACAAAACUAAAUCUUUUUUUAGUUUUGAUCAUCCUUCAUUUUUCUGUGGGAAUGUUGGUCAAAGCUGUUUUUGGUUUGAGCAUCAAUAAACCUGUCAGUUAUCACAUGUUAACUCCCCAGCUUCCUUUGAUAAACCAAGCUGCCUUUCCUCACUAUCCCCAUAAAAAACCUGGGAGUCCCAUUCUUUCCUCAGUAUAUGCCCAUUGCAAAGAGAACCAGAGUAUUGCCUCUAUGCCUCCAAUAAUAAAUUCUGAAGCCAUACAUUACUGCUAAUUUGUGUGAUAUUGUUGUGUGACUAUGACUGACAGUGUGCAAUAUAUUCUUUAUAAAUUUAAUUUGAUUUCAGGACUGGUGGGUAGACAUGGAGGAAAGCAGACAUUUAAUUCGUAAGUUUGAAAAAGUGUCCAGUGUUCAGAGCACUUUUCCCCAACCAGGUGUCCUCCAUAUGUGUUGGGCUUCAUUUAUGUUAGCUAGAGAUUCUGAGAGUUGAAGUUCAACACGUCCAGAGGGCAGCAAAAUGACUGUAGUUUAAGGCCUAAAAGGAUAUAGUCUAGAUUGUUUGAAAAGAAAGUUGUUACCUUGACUGUGCUGGAAUGAGACCAGUUCUGCUAUGUUGUUGCAUCCAACAAAUUAGGCUAUAACUUAUGAUUGCCUUAUAAGUGCUAUUUGAGAUGGUAAUUUCAGUUGAUCAAAAUUUUAGAUAGCAUCAUGGUAUCUUUGGAUACUAAACAAAUUUGAAAAGCUGCUUCUGAAUUGACAUUUGGCAUGGAAAUACUUUUCAAAGUGGCAGUGAGGGUUAUCUACAUGCAUGCUUGCCCUGAACUGCUUGCUCCAGACUGUUAAUUUCUAGUUUCCUUAUCAGCAAGCAAGAACACUCAUGCUGAAUUAUAGCUUUCUUCAAAGUAGAUGGCUGAAUAUUGGGGUGAGUUGAUGAGAGUGUGUUGCCCAAUAAUGGGAUUUGGAUGCUUAAUUCUGUGCCUGAGACCCUGGGAUUUAAGGGAGAGCUUUCAGUACUCCUUAUUGCUCCUUUUCCCUUUUCAUGAUGAACAACAACAACAAAAAGGAUAAAGUAAGUAAAAUCAACAAACUCAAACACACAACUAGCAAAAUAUGUAGAUUGGCCUUGUCCAACCUGGUGCUCCAGAAAUGUUGGACUACAACCCUCUAAUCUCCCAACCAGGGUGGGUCCAGGGAUGGAUGUUACUGACUUAAUCCAUCCGGGGUGUACCAGGCUGGGGAAGGCUGAUGUACUUGCAACAAAAGUUCAGUUGCUAAGCACCAAAUUUUGAUUUGAAAGCACAUGUGCAUACCAGCAUGCAAUAUCUUUGAUACUGAGGCCUUGAUGAGAAAGAAAAACCUGCAGCUGCUUGUUUUGCAAAAUUGGUUAGAAAGGACUGGAAGUGGAAGAGCUUGAAAAAUAAAAUGAAAUAAAAAUGUUUUUGACCAGUUCAUCUGAUAAACUACUAACACUGGGGUAAGAGACUUCCACCUAGGCCCUUCUUCAUCAAGUGGGAUAAUGGGAUAUUACAACUUCAGUCUGUAGGUCCUACCUGAUAAAAGUCCUGUUGUUAUGUCCUUCAACUUUAAUUUUGGUCUAAAUUGGCUUGGAGAGCUCUGUCUAUGCCUCCUUUCUGUCUCAGGUUGAAAUGUUCUGGGCACUGUGAACGGUGUGUGAAAUAAACAAGUUGUUGAGGCCACUCAGUGGCAGGAGUGUGGUUCUCCUUCA